AUGGGAGAGGGGCAGAUGCUGGCUGUAGAAGAAGAUGGCUUUCGCUGUGGGGGCCAGCUGAGAGAUUGGGAAUGGUUCCCAGCAGAAGCAGGUUCUAUAUCAAGAGUGUUAAAGAAUUACAGUGACCAUGCCUGCGAUGGAGAAUAUGUCUCCCUGAGAUGCCCUCACAGAACCACCAUCAGCAUCCAGUCGUCCUUUUAUGGCCGAAUUGUGCCAAGUCAUCAGAUGUGUCCCUCCCGAUACCUACAGUCCUAUGCAACUUUAAUUAAGGAAGAUGUUGCCUGUUCAGUUGGUACUUCCCUUCAGAAAAUGCUGGAUGAGUGCCAGGACAGACGGAGCUGCCAGUUCCUUGUCAAUAGCCGGCUGUUUGGUCUAGACCCGUGCCCUGGAACCGGCAAGUACCUCAUCGUAUGGUACAAGUGCAGGCCAAACGAGUACAAGAGUAAAGUAGCCUGUGAAGACGACAAGCUGAGACUGAGCUGUCAGAAAAACAUGGUCAUAGCCAUUUACUCCGCUAUUUUUGGAAGAACUCAAGGAGGCAGCCUGGAAUGCCCCUACCAGAAUUUAGGGAUGCCUACGAUAGAGUGUCAGUCAGCCACGGCUCUCCAGCUCAUGACCAGACGCUGCCAUGGAAAAAGAAGCUGCAGUGUGUAUGCCAGCACCUAUGAAUUCGGUGAUCCUUGUUACCCAGGUGUCCACAAGCACCUCAAUGUUAUCUACACCUGUGAUGCCAUCUGA
Molecule: messenger RNA, 738 nt
Organism: Trachemys scripta elegans
Lineage: Eukaryota; Metazoa; Chordata; Testudines; Emydidae
Product: protein eva-1 homolog C-like
Exons: 6
Coding region: 1-738 (245 amino acids)
Molecular function (GO): carbohydrate binding
Source: RefSeq, a predicted model, not a curated record